Molecule: messenger RNA, 1494 nt
Organism: Alternaria postmessia
Lineage: Eukaryota; Fungi; Ascomycota; Dothideomycetes; Pleosporales; Pleosporaceae
Gene: TES1
Product: acyl-CoA thioesterase
Exons: 6
Coding region: 1-1494 (497 amino acids)
Molecular function (GO): heme binding; monooxygenase activity; iron ion binding
Source: RefSeq, a predicted model, not a curated record
AUGUCAGUAGUGCUUGCUGGUCUCGUCCUGUUAGCAUCUAUAUAUAUCCCACGCUUCAUGUUCAAGUCGCAGAUGGCGAGAUUUCCACUCAUCCUAGAGCAUCUAAGCAGCGAGCAGCGGCGAGCAAGGUUUCUCGCAGGAGCAAAAGCACUCUACAAGGAUGGCUCUCAGAAGUUUAGGGGAAUGGCUUACAGAAUGCAAACUUUAGAUGAGCAACAGAUUGUCCUUCCUCUUUCCGCAUUGACAGAACUUCGCAAAGCCCCCGAGGAGGUGCUAUCCUUCUACGACAUGUUUUCCAAAGGCCUGGAGGAAACCUACACUUAUGUCGACAUCAGAUUUCUACCCGAGGUUGUCGAUACAAUUAAGAGGGAUCUUACACCCAAGCUGACGAAGAUCACCUCAAAGAUUUGUGAUGAGGUAGAUGCUGCGCUAGACACAUACCUCCCCUCCCACGACAAGUGGACAGAGAUCAAUGUGUCAAAAACAGCUCUCGAUAUUAUUGCAAAAGUCUCAGCCCACCUCUUCAUCGGAGGCGAUGUUGCCAACGACCAGGGUUAUCUCGAAUGUACAAAGAACUUUACCGUCCAUCUGGGUGAGGCCACUAAAGCAAUCAAAGUCACGCGGGUGUGGCUCAGACCCUUCCUAGCUCCCCGACUGACAGAGGUGAAGCGUCUUCUCGAGACGAGGAAAAAGCUAAGAGGUUAUGUCAAGCGUGUGAUGGAAGAGAGAGAGGCCAAGAUCAAGGACCCGGACUGGGUACCACCGGACGACAUGAUGCAAUGGCUCCUCGAUCGAGCUGACCGGCAAAAGGACACGUUGGAAGACUGCACAGCUGCCCAAGUUCUUCUAAUACUCGGAACUAUCAAUGCAUCGAUGCAGACAUUGAUUGCCAUUUUGCAUACGCUAGCAGUGACUCCCGAGUAUGUCGAGCCGCUUCGAGAGGAGAUUCGAAACACUUUGAAUAGCGACGGAUCGAUUCCAGUCAGUGCGAUGAAGGAGUUUGGAAAAAUGGACAGUUACUUCAAGGAGGUGGGCAUGCAUUUUCCGGUCAUUAUCGAACCGUAUUUCCGCCGGGUUCGCAAGGGCUUCACUCUGUCAAACGGGCAGUACCUGCCCCCCGGCGUAGCUAUAGUCAUAGCGAACCCGCUCGUCACAGACUCCAAGUACGAUACGUUUGACGGCUUUCGACACUACAAAUUACGCGAGGCCAGCGCGCAAAAGGAUAAGCCUAACCAUCGAUGGCUUAUUGCAAAUGAAACUGAGUUCCGAUGGGGCUAUGAUAACCAUGUCUGUCCUGGCAGAUUCUAUGCGCAUAAUCUGCUCAAGAUUAUCUUUGCUAGAAUAGUCGAAAAUUACGAUAUCAAGAUGCCAGGGAAUGUUGAGGGAAUAGAGGGUAGGUACCCAAUGGUCGAACACGGGAAUGUUGUCAUGGAACCAAGAGACAAACCUCUUCUACUCAGGAGGGUUAAGAACCAUCAGGGUCGCGUAGAUUGA